AUGACGCCGAGGGCAGGAGCUCCUGUCGGGAGCAGGUUAGCCGCACACGCUGCCGCUUUUGUCAGCACUGAAGGCCAUGAUAUGCAUAUUGCAAUGGCGGGGACGUCGAGAUAUGACGAUGAUGAGCGCCAAUUUGUGCCGCCGAACUUUCACAAGUCGCUUGAAGAGCUUCUGAAACGCUACCUGCCCGAGAACUUGGGCUUGCAGUUCCAGGCAGACGCAAACCAGCUUGAGGAGCUAGCCAACGAGGUCGCAAAUACUGAGGCUCGAUAG
Molecule: messenger RNA, 273 nt
Organism: Aspergillus fumigatus Af293
Lineage: Eukaryota; Fungi; Ascomycota; Eurotiomycetes; Eurotiales; Aspergillaceae
Exons: 2
Coding region: 1-273 (90 amino acids)
Source: RefSeq, a predicted model, not a curated record